Quercus robur (English oak) is the source of this 327-nucleotide messenger RNA. RefSeq lists its product as uncharacterized. The record is from RefSeq and is a predicted model, not a curated record. The transcript has 2 exons. The coding region runs from base 1 to 327 and encodes 108 amino acids. NCBI's taxonomy places the organism in Eukaryota, Viridiplantae, Streptophyta, Magnoliopsida, Fagales, Fagaceae.
AUGGACAAUGAAGUGAUUGAGGAUGGUGAUGACAUCAAUUUGGAAUCAUUUGGUAAUGAAAUUGAUGCUCCUCCCGGAUGUAGAGAUAGAAAUCAUUCUAUUCAAGUUGAAGAUGAAGAAGAUGAGGAUGAGGAUGAUGAUAAUGAUGCUAGUGGUGGAGCAUUUGUGGAUGCACAAAGGAAUGGUUUUGGAAUUUGUAUAGAUAUGGACAAUGAAGUGAUUGAGAAUGAUGAUGACAUCAAUUUGGAAUCAUUUGGUAAUGAAAUUGAUGCUCCUCCCGGAUUUAGAGAUAGAAAUCAUUCUAUUCAAGUUGAAGAUGAAGAAUGA